Molecule: messenger RNA, 786 nt
Organism: Debaryomyces tyrocola
Lineage: Eukaryota; Fungi; Ascomycota; Pichiomycetes; Serinales; Debaryomycetaceae
Source: the annotation of a GenBank genome assembly
AUGGCUAAAGAAUAUAAUACCACUGGUGAAAUCAUUAAUGUUUCAAGUGCCGUCUACUGUGUGUUUAUGUCGUUAUCUCCAUGUGUAUUUUCGCCUUUUUCGGAUAUCUAUGGAAGAAGGUUUUCAUUUUUGGUUUGCUCCUGCCUUUUUUCAGUCUGCUCUAUUCUAGUAGCAGUUUCUCCUCACCUUGCAAUGUUCUUUGUAUUCAGAUCAUUAACAGCAUUGUUUGGUACUGCGUUUUUCAGUAUUGGUGCCCACAUCGUUGGCGAUUUAUAUGUUCCGACAGAAAGAGGUACGUACAUGAGCAUCAUUAUAAUGGGUGCUCAAUUCGGUACGGCGCUAGGAAGUGUUGGUGGUGGUAUAAUUGUUAAUUUUACAUCCUGGCGUGUUAUUUUCUUUGUAUUAGCAGGAAUUGGAUUUAUUGUUAUGGCAAUGGCAUUUAUUUUCUUACCAGAAACAUCGCUAGAAACAAAGCAUCAAAUAGUGCUUCGAGAAGCUAGAAAAGAUAACCCCAAAAAAAAUUUUGUGUUUAUCACCUACAAUCCUUUUAGAAUCAUGUCAGCUUUGAAAUACCCAAAUUUAUCCAUAGAUGGGUUUAUUACUAUCUCGUUAAUAUUCACAAUGUAUUCAUUAUUAACACCAAUCAGAUACGUUAUGGAUCCCAGAUUUGAUUUGACUUCGCCUAUCUUGAGUGCUCUUUUUUUAUCUACCUCCCGGUCUUGGUUAUUUAGUUGGAAGCUUAUUUGGGGGCCGUUUGGCAGAUUAUACAGUCAAGAAAUAUAUUAA